Messenger RNA from Funneliformis caledonium, 374 nucleotides. NCBI's taxonomy places the organism in Eukaryota, Fungi, Glomeromycota, Glomeromycetes, Glomerales, Glomeraceae. The record is from the annotation of a GenBank genome assembly.
UUUAAGUAAGGUAUUGGCAAAGUAUAGUAUUGAUUCCAAUAGUACAAACACUAUCCCACUAUUUUCUCUACAAACCUACGAAAUUCAAGAGUCUGACAAGCACUUCAAGCAUUGCAUAGUGAAAAUUUUAGUCAGACUAAAAAAUUAUGAAACUUUGGUCGUUGAUAGCUUAGAAGCUAUAUGCAAUGAGUAUGUAGCUAUUCUUCAUAUCACAAUUAAUAUUACAAGAGAUUCUACAAGAGAAGAGUUCAGUAUGAGACCUGAAUAUGAAGUAAUAGGUAAUGAAAGCACGAGACAGGUUAACUUUACAAUUAAGAAAGCCAAAAAUCUUAUUUGUGUCACUAAAGACAAAUCAGAGCAAAAUCUAAUUGAGG